UCAAACUCGGAGAAAUAAAUCAUAUAGUCAUCACAUCCGCAGAGUUUGCCAGCAAGGUUAUGAAGACCCAUGACAACCACUUCGCUUCGCGUCCCGAGUACCUUGCCACCAAAAUCAUCUUUUAUGAUAGCUCCGACAUCGCCUACUCUCCUUACGGUAAAUAUUGGUCGCAGCUAAAAAAGAUAUGCACAGUUGAACUACUCUGCGCAAAACGCGUCCAGUCUCUCAAUUUCAUAAGAAAGGAAGAAGGAGAUAGCCUUGUAGAUAAGAUCCGCAUGGCGAGGGGAUCGCCUGUCAACCUCACAGAGAUGUUUUUAUCUUUGACAAGGACGACCAUCUGUCGGGCGGUGUUCGGGAAGGACUGCGGUCAUCACAAAAAAUUUCUAAAUGUGUUGAGAGAUGCGUCCAAGCACAUGUCGGGAUUUGAUAUUGUAGAUUUUUUUCCGUCUUUGAUGUUCAUGAGCAAACUUACUGCUUCGAGGAGACGGCUGGAGAGAGUGCAUCAGGUUUUGGAUGAGAUUUUGAAUGAGAUAGUUGAGGAGCAUCAAGCUAAGAUCAUUAAGCGAGGUGACGUUGUUGAGGAUAUUGUUGAUGUUUUGUUCAGGCUUAAGAAUCAAGGGGAGUUGGAUAUUCCUCUCACCACGGAGAAUAUCAAAGCAGUGAUAUUGGAUUUAUUUUUACCUGGAACCGACACCACAACUGCUACAAUGGAAUGGGCCAUGUCCGAGCUCAUUAAACACCCCAAUAUCAUGAAAAAAGUUCAACUAGAGGUGAGAAAUGCCUUCAUAGGAAAAGAAAAUAUGGAUGAGAGAGACAUUAGCAAGCUUCCCUAUUUGAAUCAGGUGAUUAAGGAAACUCUUAGACUACAUCCUGUGGGACCUUUGUUAGUUCCUAGAAUUUGCCGUGACAAAAUCGUAUUAGAGGGCUACACAAUACCUUCUGGAAGUCGGAUUGUGAUCAAUGCAUGGGCUAUCAUGAGGGAUCCAAGAUGUUGGGUUGAUUCAGAGAUGUUCCGACCAGAGAGAUUUGAAGAUGCUACUUUUGAUUUUAAUGGGACCAAAUUUGAGUACAUUCCAUUUGGUGGAGGAAAGAGGAUUUGUCCAGGCGCAACAUUUGCAAUAGCUGGCAUAGAGUAUUGGCUUGCACAAUUACUCUUCCACUUCGAUUGGGAGCUCCCUGGAGGAAAGUGCCCCGACGAAUUAGAUAUGAAAGAGAUUUUUGGUCUUACAGUAAAUAGAAAAAAUGAUCUGCUCUUAGUUGCCACUCCAUAUAAAUAAUUUUCCAUUUGCUAGAGAAAAUAAUAUAUGGUGUUCUUCUAAAUAAAUAAUUGAUGUUGUAUCGUGUUCUUCUAAACGUGUCUGAAGACAUUUUAUGCAAAAUCGACGUUUUUGUUUUUUAUUUUGAAUAAAA
Molecule: messenger RNA, 1410 nt
Organism: Phalaenopsis equestris
Lineage: Eukaryota; Viridiplantae; Streptophyta; Magnoliopsida; Asparagales; Orchidaceae
Product: premnaspirodiene oxygenase-like
Exons: 2
Coding region: 60-1277 (405 amino acids)
Molecular function (GO): monooxygenase activity; oxidoreductase activity, acting on paired donors, with incorporation or reduction of molecular oxygen; heme binding
Source: RefSeq, a predicted model, not a curated record